Messenger RNA from Clarias gariepinus (North African catfish), 3549 nucleotides. Its product is annotated as carcinoembryonic antigen-related cell adhesion molecule 5-like. The transcript has 13 exons. NCBI's taxonomy places the organism in Eukaryota, Metazoa, Chordata, Actinopteri, Siluriformes, Clariidae. The record is from RefSeq and is a predicted model, not a curated record. Gene Ontology annotation, biological process: cell surface receptor signaling pathway. The coding region runs from base 21 to 2492 and encodes 823 amino acids. Gene Ontology annotation, molecular function: transmembrane signaling receptor activity.
UGGACUGAAGAUUUCAGAAGAUGAGACAGAAAAUGGUUUUGAACAUCCUGAGAAGUGUAUUGAUCAAGUCACAAAUCAGCUUCAUCAUGAUGGUGACUGGACUUAUCCACUCUGCACAAACAACAGACAGUCCUAAACCUGUGGUGAUUAUAAAUCCUGAUACACAGGUGUACAGAGGAGAGAGAGUGACUUUCAGGUGUGACAUACAGACAGGAGGAGACACUGAGUGGACAUACAGCUGGUACAAAAAUAAUAACACACCGCUACGAGACACAACACAGGAGUUAAUCAUCAGCUCAGUUAGAGACUCUGACGUGGGUAAAUACACCUGCAGAGGGACGAGGAGAAGAGACUCUCAGCUCUCACAGAUCAGUGAUGCGGUUACACUCUAUGUAUCAGAAAAACCCAAACCGACUGUGAGAGUGAAUCCUCAGAGCUCCAUCUACACAGGAGACAGAGUUACUCUGAGCUGUGAUCUGCAGUCUACUGGAUGGACUUUUCUCUGGUACAAAGAUUAUCAGACAUCAAAUCCCUUGUCUCCUGGGGCCCAAGACACCAACACACUCAGUGUGACAGUCUCUAAUGAAGUACCAGUAAAGUACUACUGUAAAGCACGCAGAGGAAACUAUGAGUCAGAGUUGAGCAAUCCAGCAACAAUUACAGGAACAGCGAGACCGCAGUCUGUAGUGAAAGUCCAGCCUACUAAGAGUGUGUUCAUUGGGGAAAGCGUCGCUCUCACAUGUGAGAUACAGACUGCUGGAUCCUGGCAGUACCACUGGUAUAGAGAUAAUAAAGAACUCAGUGAUGCUGCAGGAAAGAAAACAUACACAAUCACUAAUGCUAAAGAGUCUAAUAAAGGUGAUUAUACAUGUAAAGGAACAAAGUCAUCAGACCCAAAAUACACACAGACCAGUGCUGCUGUUACACUGACUGUAUCAGAAAAAACUAAACCUGAACUCAGAUCAGACCUUAAAGGAGCUGCACUGACAGGAAACCCAGUCACUCUGACCUGUACACUGAAGCUGCAGUCUGCUGGAUGGAAGUUUUACUGGACUACACCCACACACAGCACUGAGACUGAGACUGCAACACACUCCUACACCAUCAGAUCAGUUAGAGUCUCUGAUGGUGGUCAGUACAAGUGCAGAGCUGGAAAAGAAAAACCAAUCUACUAUACGCACUACAGUGAUGCACUCUGGGUAAAUGUUACUGAGAGUCCUAAAGCUGUGGUGAGCAUAAAGCCUGAUAAUAAUGUGUUCAGAGGAGAGAGAGUGACUCUCAGAUGUCAAAUACAGGGAGGAGGAGACAUUAAAUGGACAUACAGCUGGUAUAAGAAUAAUAACAAAGUCCACCCAGACCGCACAACAGAGGAUUACAACCUCAGCUCAGUUAGUAAUUAUUACAGUGGUACAUACACCUGCAGAGGGACAAGAAGCAGUGACUCUCAGAGCUCAGAGAUCAGUGACGCUCUUACACUCACUGUAUCAGACCCAGCAGAGACAGUAGUGAGUGUGUCUCCACUGAGCUGGCUGACUGAAGGAGACUCAGUGACUCUAAGCUGUGAGGUUAAACACUCCUCUACAGGCUGGACAUUCAGCUGGUACACAGAUGUUCCCUACAGAGACAGUCAGGGUUCCCUCAGGUACAGGACAGCGCUCCUCUCAGACAGCAGCAGAGGAUCUGGAGGCUCCUACACUCUCAGUCCUGUUACUCUGAAUCACACAGGAGUUUAUAUGUGCAGAGCAGAGAGAGGAGAACCAGUCUUUCACACACACUACAGCAAACCACAGCCUCUGUGUGUCACUGCUGAAUCUCCUCCAGUGUCUCUGAUCAUCAGUCCCAGCAGAACUCAACACUUUACUGCUGACUCUCUCUCACUGAGCUGUGAGGACCAGAGAGACUCUACUGGAUGGACAGUGAGAGGAUACACACACAGUGAGACACUGUUCAAUUGUUCAUCAGUUUCAGGAUCUACAUGUAACAUCAGCUCCCUCUCUACAUCACACACUGGAGUUUACUGGUGUCAGUCUGAAUCUGGAGGAUGCACUAAUUCUCUCAACAUUACAGUGCACAAUGGUGAUGUGAUCCUGGAGAGUCCUGUUCAUCAUAUAACUGAAGGAAAUGUUUUGACUUUACGCUGUUUAUUUCGCAACAUAAAGAUCUCAAAAUCUGGUAUUGAUUUUUAUAAAAACAAUUCAGUUUUCCAGAACAACACUCAAGGAGAGAUGACCAUCAGUAGUGUCUCAAAGUCAGAUGAAGGUUUCUACCACUGUACACACCCAGAGAGAGGAGAGUCACCGAAAAGCUGGGUUUCAGUCAGAGUUUCGCCUUCAGGAUCCUCUGGUUUAAUUAUAGGACUGAGUUUGGGCUUUGUGUUUGUCAUCUUAAUGAUCUUACUGAUCCUGCUGCUGUGCUACAAGAGGAAAAAAGCUGAUUCUUUAGCUAGGACAAGCAAUUUCUCCUUUGAGGUUGUUUUGAAAGACCAAAAAUAAAAUGGUUCCUGAAGAAGAUCUAAAGUCUCCAAUCAGGAAUUUAAAAAUUUGCUAAUGUACUGUACAUGGAAAUACAUACAUUAUGGAGCACUUUAGAAUUUCUGGAUUUACUUUUCCCCUUAAAUUACAUUUAGGAAUUGUAAGAAGUGGGCAAGGUACUCACAUCCUAUACUUGAGAUCGUUUUAAUGCAAUGCCCUGCAGAAAUUAAGUUAAACAUAUAAAUAUUUGUUGUAGGAUGUAGUGGAGCAAAAGUAAAAAAGUAUCCACUAAUUAAAUUUAUCAGGUUCAGAGUACAGACAAAUAAAAUAUGCACUUAACCACAGUAAUUAAGAAAUGUACUUAAUUGUUUUCACCUGUGUGCAUUGUACAAACUCCUGAUAGAAAUGAAUAUAAACUGUUUCACAGCAUAAUCAAUCUUUUUCUUGAAAAAUUUUAAAAUUAGAUUUCAUUGACUGUUUUUUUCUUUAGCAUUAUCCAAUGGAAUGUUACAGUACAUUGUUCAGUGUAAUGUUUAUAAGGAGAUUAGUAAUAAUCAUAUAUUUUGUCUUAAUUGCUUUAAAGAGUCAGUAAUGCAGUAUUGUCCUUAUUAUUGCAGCUCACAGACUGAGAAAGUACACUGAAUAAAACUGUUUAUCACCCCUAUAUAUUUUAAUACAAUAAAACAGACCAAAAUAUAAUUAAAAGUAAUACAUACAUUUUUAGAAUUUUACAUAUUAUUUGCUCUGAAUUAUUUCCUUUUAUAUCCUAUGUUAAAUAUUUAGGGGGAAAAAAUAAAUUUAAGGAUGUAUACAUGCUGUGUGAAAAACCUUGAAUAAUAAUAAAUACAAUUAGUACAAUAUUGUGAUAUUUUUAUGACUGUGUUUUAUGAUUUUAUUUUGUAUAUACUGUAUUCAUGUAUUACUUUCCAAACUAUGUAUUUAGUAUUCACCAGGAUGGACUAUUAAAUAUAUACUGCCAAAAAAAAAAAUGUCAAAUAUGUCCAAAAUGCAUAUUCUUUUUAAUUGUAUGUCAUAAUUUUUUUAUUGUUCAAUAUAUUUAUGCAUUAAUUGUCUUUGA